Messenger RNA from Tripterygium wilfordii, 2164 nucleotides. RefSeq names its product threonylcarbamoyladenosine tRNA methylthiotransferase. The transcript is spliced from 11 exons. NCBI's taxonomy places the organism in Eukaryota, Viridiplantae, Streptophyta, Magnoliopsida, Celastrales, Celastraceae. The record is from RefSeq and is a predicted model, not a curated record. Gene Ontology annotation, cellular component: endoplasmic reticulum. Gene Ontology annotation, molecular function: 4 iron, 4 sulfur cluster binding; tRNA (N(6)-L-threonylcarbamoyladenosine(37)-C(2))-methylthiotransferase activity. Gene Ontology annotation, biological process: tRNA methylthiolation. Bases 81 to 1973 code for a protein of 630 amino acids.
CCUUGCACGAAUUCUUUUCAUGGGGUAAUUUUCUGAGUCUCGCUCGUUUACAGUCCUGGGCGUGUGAGCGUGGUGGCGAAAUGGAAGACAUAGAGGAUUUGCUGGUUGGGAGUGGCGGCGGCGGUGUUCCUCCAGGUUUUCGGUUGCCUCUGAAUGCGGUUGGCGUUAAACCCAAGAAGAAUAGGAACAAACCUAACCUGAGUGAGGACAAGCGUCCGCAAAUCAAUGACCUGCUUGCUCCUCCUUCCUCCAAAAUCCCUGGCACCGAGACGAUAUAUAUCAAGACUUUUGGAUGCUCUCAUAACCAGAGUGACAGUGAAUAUAUGGGUGGCCAACUUUCCGCAUUUGGGUAUGCAUUAACAGAGAAUUCUGAUGAGGCAGAUCUUUGGCUGAUAAAUACAUGCACUGUAAAAUCCCCUAGUCAGUCUGCCAUGGAUACUCUGAUAUCCAAAUGUAAACUUGCAAAAAAGCCCCUGGUUGUGGCUGGGUGUGUGCCUCAGGGAAGUCGAAAUUUGAAAGAACUAGACGGAGUUAGUAUAGUCGGAGUCCAGCAAAUUGACCGUGUAGUUGAGGUUGUUGAAGAGACCUUAAAAGGACAUGAGGUGCGGCUUCUAAACCGCAAGACAUUGCCAGCACUUGAUCUCCCAAAGGUGAGAAAGAACAAGUUUGUGGAGAUUCUUCCAAUUAAUGUUGGUUGUUUAGGUGCAUGCACUUAUUGUAAGACAAAGCAUGCUCGGGGUCAUUUGGGAAGCUACACUAUUGAGAGCCUUGUAGGGCGUGUAAAAACAGUCAUUGCUGAUGGAGUUAAGGAGAUAUGGUUGAGCAGUGAGGAUACUGGAGCUUAUGGCCGUGACAUUGGGGUUAACCUUCCAACUUUAUUGAAUGCUAUUGUGACAGAACUUCCUCCAGAUGGAAGUACUAUGCUUCGAAUUGGGAUGACCAAUCCGCCCUUUAUUCUGGAGCACCUUAAAGAGAUAGCAGAGGUUCUGCGACACCCGUGUGUAUACUCCUUUCUUCAUGUUCCUGUGCAAUCUGGUAGUGAUGCUGUUUUGAGUGCAAUGAAUCGGGAAUACACUAUUGCCAAGUUCAGGACUGUGGUAGAUACUUUGACUGAACUAGUACCAGGGAUGCAGAUUGCAACAGAUAUAAUAUGCGGAUUCCCAGGUGAAACAGAUGACGAUUUUUCUCAAACUGUUAGCCUUAUAAAGGAGUACAGGUUUCCUCAAGUUCAUAUUUCACAGUUCUAUCCUAGACCAGGGACACCUGCUGCAAGGAUGAAAAAGGUUCCAAGUACCAUAGUGAAGAAGCGGAGCCGUGAAUUGACAUGUGUCUUUGAAGCUUUCACACCAUAUGAUGGAAUGGAGGGCAGGCUAGAAAGGGUUUGGAUAACGGACAUUGCAACGGAUGGGAUUCAUUUGGUUGGGCACACCAAGGGAUAUGUGCAGGUACUGAUAAUUGCUCCUGAAAGUAUGCUAGGUGCUUCAGCUAUUGUGAAGAUAACAUCCGUUGGAAGAUGGUCAGUUUUUGGAGAAGUAAUUGAGACUCUAAACCAAAUAAAACGUAGAACUGCUUCUGAGAAGAGAAUGUCUGCUCAGGAAAAACAUUCUCUGUGGUCCGAAGAAUAUAAGACUUCUGCAUGUGUAAAAGAACCCGAAUCGUGCACUUGUGUAUCAGGAAGCUGUGGAGCAGAAAUAAACGGGGAAAGGGCUAUUUCACAAGGUGAAGUGGUACUGAAAGACCGAAAUCAGGGAAAUCUGUUUGCAUGGCUAGUGAGGAAACGGAAGACUCAGGUGCACAAAAGAGUGGAGGAUGGCUUAGCCUCGGGAUCCGAGGAAAAGCAUGAAUGGGACCGAGGAGCCAUUGGUCAGUGGGGUGUUAUUGACAAGGCUCUGCUGGGUGGGAUGCUCUUCAGCUUAUUCACAGUUGUGGUUUUACUAAUAUAUCCUAGUUUUAGCACGCUGCCAUCCAACUGAACAUGUUUUUUGUGCCCUACCAUUGCAUUUGAAAAAAAAAAUGAAGGAGUUUCUUAGUUGAGGGUUGUCUUGAGGUGUAGCAUAUUGGAAAAUUUCUGUUGUUGUAGAAACAGUUUUGCUGCUUUUGCAGGUAUUGUUGGCGCCAAUAUCAAGGUAUCUUGAUGCUCUUUCUCAUUUCGAGUAUUUGCUUA